AAUUCCAAGAUCCACCCCCACCCACUCACCCACCACUUCUCUCCUUUCAGUCUAUAAAUAACUUCCCAAACUCGUCUCUACCUCCUCGUGUCUCUCUCUCUCUCUCACUCACCAAGAACCAGUCGCAGAUUUCUCUCUCUUCCGGUUCUACCUCCUAAAGAAAAAUGGCCUCCCACAUCGUUGGAUAUCCUCGCAUGGGCCCCAAGAGAGAGCUCAAGUUUGCAUUGGAAUCUUUCUGGGAUAAGAAGAGCAGUGCUGAGGAUUUGAAAAAGGUCGCAGCCGAUCUGAGGUCUUCCAUCUGGAAGCAGAUGGCCAGUGCUGGCAUCAAGUAUAUUCCUAGCAACACAUUCUCUUACUAUGAUCAGGUGCUUGAUACAACCGCGAUGCUUGGCGCUGUUCCCCCUAGAUAUGGUUGGACAGGUGGUGAGAUUGGGUUUGACACUUACUUCUCCAUGGCUAGAGGAAAUGCCUCUGUACCUGCUAUGGAGAUGACCAAGUGGUUCGACACCAACUACCAUUUCAUUGUCCCUGAGUUGGGACCUGAGAUCAAGUUCUCAUAUGCUUCCCACAAGGCUGUUGAUGAAUAUAAGGAGGCUAAGGCGCUUGGAGUAGAUACCGUUCCAGUCCUUGUUGGCCCUGUGUCCUAUUUGUUGCUCUCAAAACCUGCAAAGGGUGUCGAGAAAUCAUUUUCUCUUCUCUCCCUCUUAGACAAAAUCCUUCCAAUCUAUAAGGAAGUUGUUGCCGAGCUAAAGGCCGCUGGUGCAUCAUGGAUUCAGUUUGAUGAGCCCACCCUUGUGAAGGACCUUGAAUCUCACCAAUUGCAAGCAUUCACUGCUGCCUACUCUGAGCUAGAAUCAGCUUUGUCAGGCCUGAAUGUUAUUGUCGAGACUUACUUUGCUGAUGUUCCAGCUGAGGCAUUUAAAACCCUCACCAGCCUGAAGUGUGUCACUGGUUUUGGUUUUGAUCUGGUUCGCGGAGCACAAACUCUUGAUUUGAUUACAAGUGGAUUCCCAUCAGGAAAAUACCUCUUUGCUGGAGUGGUUGAUGGAAGAAACAUAUGGGCCAAUGAUCUUGCUGCAUCUCUGAGCCUGCUGCAGACUCUUGAGGGCAUCGUGGGUAAAGACAAGCUUGUUGUUUCCACCUCUUGCUCGCUUCUCCACACUGCUGUUGAUUUAGUUAAUGAGACUAAGUUCGACAAAGAGCUGAAAUCAUGGUUGGCAUUUGCUGCUCAAAAAGUCGUUGAAGUCAAUUCAUUGGCAAAGGCAUUGGCUGGUCACAAGGAUGAGGCAUUCUUCUCUGAAAAUGCUGCUGCUCAGGCUUCAAGAAAGUCCUCCCCACGGGUGACCAAUGAGGCUGUUCAGAAAGCCGCUGCUGCUUUGAGAGGAUCUGAUCACCGCCGUGCAACGAAUGUUAGUGCCAGACUCGAUGCUCAGCAGAAGAAGCUUAACCUCCCCAUUCUGCCGACCACCACCAUUGGCUCUUUUACCCUUUUCUAACUCAGAAGAGUGCGCCGUGAAUACAAGGCUAAGAAGAUCUCCGAGGAAGAGUAUGUUAAGGCUAUUAAGGAGGAAAUUAAUAAAGUUGUGAAGCUCCAGGAAGAGCUUGAUAUUGAUGUCUUGGUCCAUGGAGAGCCUGAGAGGAAUGAUAUGGUUGAGUACUUUGGAGAGCAGUUGUCUGGUUUUGCCUUCUCUGCCAAUGGGUGGGUGCAAUCCUAUGGAUCUCGUUGUGUGAAGCCACCAAUCAUCUUUGGUGAUGUGAGCCGCCCCAAGGCAAUGACCGUUUUCUGGUCCUCUAUGGCUCAAAGCAUGACUGCUCGCCCAAUGAAGGGAAUGCUUACUGGUCCCGUGACCAUCCUCAACUGGUCGUUUGUCCGUAAUGACCAGCCCAGAUUUGAAACUUGCUAUCAGAUUGCUUUGGCCAUCAAGGAUGAAGUAGAGGAUCUUGAGAAAGCCGGCAUCAAUGUUAUCCAAAUUGAUGAAGCUGCUCUUAGGGAGGGUUUGCCUCUUAGGAAGUCUGAGCAAGCUUUCUACUUGGACUGGGCCGUUCACUCUUUCAGGAUCACUAACUGUGGCGUCACUGACACCACCCAGAUCCACACCCACAUGUGCUACUCCAACUUCAACGACAUCAUUCACUCCAUCAUCGACAUGGAUGCUGAUGUCAUCACCAUUGAGAACUCUCGGUCUGACGAGAAGCUCCUCUCGGUCUUCCGCGAGGGAGUGAAGUAUGGUGCUGGAAUUGGCCCUGGUGUCUACGACAUUCACUCUCCUAGAAUACCAUCAACCGAAGAGAUUGCUGAUAGAAUCAACAAGAUGCUUCAAGUGCUCGAGACCAACAUCUUGUGGGUUAACCCCGACUGUGGGCUCAAGACUCGCAAAUACCACGAAGUUAAGCCGGCCCUCCUAAACAUGGUUGCUGCUGCCAAGCAAAUCCGCACCCAGCUUGCUAGCGCCAAGUGAGCAGUCCAAGAGAACCAAUUGCCAAGGAGCUCAGUUCUAUCCUAUCCAUUAUUAAACUGCGAAGGAAAAAUCUUCAUUGUUGAUUUAAUAAUUGUGGCUUUUGAUGUGAUGAAAUAUGUUUAGUGUAGUUUUUGCCCCAUGGGGAUGUUUUCUUUUCUUGUUUUCUGGCCUUUUGAUGAUUUGAAUAUUCUGUAUUUUUUAUUUUAUUUUUGUGUUUUUUUGCCUUCAAUUUAUUUGAAAGGCAUCAAAUCGAUUAGUUUACCUCCAUGAAUGGAGUUGAAGAAAUUUUAUUACUACAUAUGUGCAAUCAAUCUGUGUCUUUUGUCAA
Molecule: messenger RNA, 2787 nt
Organism: Camellia sinensis
Lineage: Eukaryota; Viridiplantae; Streptophyta; Magnoliopsida; Ericales; Theaceae
Product: 5-methyltetrahydropteroyltriglutamate--homocysteine methyltransferase
Molecular function (GO): zinc ion binding; 5-methyltetrahydropteroyltriglutamate-homocysteine S-methyltransferase activity
Source: RefSeq, a predicted model, not a curated record